Messenger RNA from Gossypium raimondii (Peruvian cotton), 2718 nucleotides. RefSeq lists its product as uncharacterized. Lineage: Eukaryota; Viridiplantae; Streptophyta; Magnoliopsida; Malvales; Malvaceae. The transcript is spliced from 6 exons. The record is from RefSeq and is a predicted model, not a curated record. Bases 389 to 2506 code for a protein of 705 amino acids.
CAAGAGAUGAAAGAAAGAAAGGAGAAAUAAUGGUGGUGAGGUUGACGGUGUGGGGGCAGCGGCUGUCCAAAUGGACGUCUCUCAAAUAAAGAAAAGGGAAGAAACUUCUGCCUCUUUUCUUCUGACCCCUCCAUUCCAUUUCCCCCAUCUCAAUUUUAGUGAAAUAUCAAUCAAAAUCCCCCCAAAAAGAAAGUCAUCCCACCUAUUCCCAUCUCUUCCAAUCCACUUUGCUUUCUAACGUAUUUUUCGAUCUCUUUUCUCUGCUUUUCCUUUCUCAUCCCGAAACCUACCUUGUUUGUUUCCCUCACUUCUCAUACUCUAUUUAUUUCUAAUUUUUGGGAAGGGGAUUUAUCUGGAGUGUAGCUGAUCAAAGUCUCCUGUUUCUAAAAUGCAGAAUUCUGAUCAAGAAAAGCAAGAUCAGAGGAUAACUUGCAACAUGGAGGAUUCCCAUAUGACCAUUGAAUUCCUUCGAGCACGUUUACUGUCUGAACGAUCUGUCUCAAAAAGUGCAAGACAGAGAGCUGAUGAACUGGCAAGAAGGGUAGCUGAACUGGAGGAACAUCUAAGAAUUGUGUCAGUCCAAAGGAGGAGGGCUGAAAAGGCAACAGCAGAUGUUCUUGCUAUUUUGGAGAAUAAUGGGGUAAGUGAUGUCUCUGAGGAACUUGAUUCAAGCUCUGACCAGGACACACCUUUUGAGUCCAACAUGGAUAAUGUUUCUACUAAAGAAGAGGAGAGCUCUGUAAGUUCAAAAGCGAGAAGAAAAGAGUCGGAGGAACUUUCAGGUUCCGACGAUUUUUCUUCAGUAUCUGGUAGAAGCCUGUCUUGGAAAGGCCGCAAGAGUGCUUCUCAUUCUCCUGAAAAGUAUAAAGACUCACUUGCAAGAAGGCGCAAUAGCUUUACAUCUAUGGCGUUUUCGUCCCCAAAACAGCGCCAGGGAAAAUCAUGCAGGCAGAUAAGACGCCGGGAGUCAAGGUUAGUAGCAGAGGAACAUAAGUCAGAUGAUGUCAAGGUUGAUCCGCCUGUAAAUGGACUUGUAAACUCUUUGGAAGUUAAUACUAAUCACUCCGAAAGUGAGAAAGACAUGGAAAAGGCUCUAGAGCGUCAAGCACAACUUAUUGACCGUUAUGAAGCAAUGGAAAGGGCCCAAAGAGAAUGGGAAGAGAAGUUCAGAGAAAAUAAUAGUAGUACACCGGAUUCAUGUGAUCCUGGGAACAACUCAGAUGUCACUGAGGAAAGAGGUAGCUCACAAGUCCAAGAGGCAGAGGGGGAACAUAUUUGCUUCUCCAAAGAAUUACCCAAAACUCAAUCCCAUGAUCCUGUCCCACCUUCACAUGAUGAGAUGGAUCAGUUACAGGAACGUAAUUGUAGUAGCUCCUUUCCUCCUGCUUCUCUAGAUCCUCCAUCCUCAGGUCAGAAGUUCGUAUCUCCCAUGGCAAAAGUUUGUAUUUGCUGCUCCAAAGAAUUACCCAAAACUCAAUCCCAUGAUCCUGUGCCACCUUCACAUGUUGAGAUGGAUCAGUUACGGGAUCGUAAUUGUAGCAGCUCCCUUUCUCCUGCUUCUCUAGAUCCUACAUCCUCAGGUCAAAAGUUUGUAUCUCCCAUAGCAAAGGAAAAUCAUGACCAGGAGAGUCUGCAGAGCAACCAUUCUCCGUUACCUAGCUCUCAUCAAUUCGCACAUGCACAUGAUUCCCCUGGGAAGCAGGCAGUGCAGCACUAUUCAUCUGAUAUGAGCAGUAGUUCAAUCAUGGAGCCUUCAGGAAACAAAAAUGAGCUUUAUGCAUUGGUGCCACAUGAAGCACCUGGCAAGUUUACCAAUGUUCUGGAUGCUCUUAAACAAGCCAGGAUGUCUUUACAACAGAAAAUCCAUACAUUGCCACUAAUAGAGGGUGCAUCUGGAGGAAAAGCUAUUGAACCUUCUGUUCAUGGAAGAAAAAUUGGGGAGAGAGUAGAGAUUCCUGUUGGAUGCUCUGGACUCUUCAGGGUUCCAACCGACUUUUCAGCAGAGGCCUCUAAAGUGAACUUUCGGGGUUCAGGUUUGCAGUUAAGUUUGGCAAACUAUUACCCCGAAGCAGUAGUUGCACCAACUUCUAGCAGCCAUCUUCUUACCACUUCUUAUAUGAACACUCAGUCAAGUAGUUCUAGUAACUAUCAGCCAGUUAGUAGUGAUCGGUUUUACAGUAACCCUUACAUGGAUGUUAGAUCAAGUUAUUCUGCAGUCCCAACUGCAUCUGGUUACAUAAAUGAUGAUCAAAAUUUCACAGGUCGAUAUGCAGAGACAGGGUCAAGAUCCACUCAGAAACCACGUUUUGAUCCUUACAUGGAACCAGGCCUACCCUCAUCUGGUCUGCAGAGUUAUCCAACUUUCCCCACCUAUCCUGACCUAGUGCCACAGAUGCAAACUAAAGAAGCAUUUCCAGUCUUCCGUGCACCCAGUUCAGGUCAGGUACGUCCUGAUCAGUUUUCAUUUUACGAUAACCAUUUUCGACCAGAUACUCAUAGAUUCUAGCACAGCCAUUAAGGUUCUUGUAACUUAUUUACUUUGCAUCUUAAUCACAUGAAGAUGCUGGCCGUAUCAUAUCUUUUGAAGGCCGUUUCAGUAUCAGUAUCUCUUUCUCUUUCUCUUCUCUUUAGUUGUCAAGGGAGAUGGAGUUUGCCAAGAGAUGCAACUGUAUUCAUAAAUACUUUUGUAUCAAUAAACAAACUUAUAAUAUUGCUGUA